AUGAAACUCAAGUUCAAAAACACCACCAACUCAAGUUCAAAAACACCACAAACUCAAAUUCAAAAAACACACAAAAUUAAGUUCAAAAACACCACAAACUCAAGUUCAAACACAACACAAACUAAAGUUCAAAAAACACACAAACUCAAGUUCAAAAACACCACAAACUCAAUUGCAAACACGACACAAACUCAAGUUCAACAAAAACCACAAACUCAAGUUCAAACACGAAACUCAAGUUCAAAAACACUACCAACUCAAGUUCAAAAAGACCACAAACUCAAGUUCAACAAACACACAAAAUCAAGUUAA
Molecule: messenger RNA, 312 nt
Organism: Xyrichtys novacula (pearly razorfish)
Lineage: Eukaryota; Metazoa; Chordata; Actinopteri; Labriformes; Labridae
Source: the annotation of a GenBank genome assembly